Paramacrobiotus metropolitanus is the source of this 1741-nucleotide messenger RNA. Its product is annotated as tetraspanin-9-like. The record is from RefSeq and is a predicted model, not a curated record. The transcript has 4 exons. Lineage: Eukaryota; Metazoa; Tardigrada; Eutardigrada; Parachela; Macrobiotidae. Bases 468 to 1415 code for a protein of 315 amino acids. Gene Ontology annotation, cellular component: membrane.
CUGUAAUCGUAAUCUAUAAUCGUCUUCGUUGUAAGCGGUAGGCAGCAUAGCACUAUAUGUAGCAGUCACACCAGUCUGUAUUCCCGUCAACUAGGCCAUCCAAUCUUUUGUUUGUGUUGUUCUUUAUUAUUGAAUAUUGAUAACCAUCGGCUCAUGAUAUCAUUGAUAUGUCGUGCAUUUUUUAUAAUUCUUGUCACAUGCUUAAGGUUUUUCUUAUCUUGAGCGAUUUCAUAAAAAGCGACUAGAUCGGGAUAAUCUUACUUUCAGCCAUCUGUGUGUAUUACUGGAUAGACGACAACGGCCAUUUACUGACUACCGUUUAUCGAGAAGAUCUGAAUUUGUGUUCUUUUAUCAGACUCUUCAACAGCAGAAAAACUUUGAGUUUUUGUGGAUCUUUUUCCAAGAAUAUUAAAAUCUGUGUUCGGGCAUACUUUAUUUAUGCAACAUUGUGGAUUUUUAUCGCUCCCAUGAAAUAUGUAGUCGUGGAGUCCAACUCCAGACCAUCACGUACCGUUCUUCUGUCGUCCAAUGCCCAUCUUGUGGAGGAGCCCGCUUCCCAAUGGAUCCUACAGGAUAGCUCACCGUCGGAGAAAUCUUGGGCCAUGGGCCACGCGGGGAUGCAAUGCAUUCGCAUAUGCUUUGUCUUGCUAAACAUCCUGGUGACGCUGGGUAGUUGUGGAGCGUUGGGAUUAGGGAUCUGGCUGCAUGUGCAUACUGGAGGAUAUGCGCGCGUGGUGUAUCAGUAUGCCUUCUUCUCGGCAGCCAUUUUUCUCAUCAGCAUGGGCUGCAUUGGAAUUUUUGUUUGUAUUAUGGGUUGUUGUGGAGCGUGGCUGAUCAAUCGGUGUUUGCUGUUAACGUAUUUUAUUCUGGUCUUGGUCCUUUUUCUCGUGGAAGUUGGAGCGGGAAUAUACCUUUUAAUAUUUCGAGAUACUCUCACGGAUAACGUUCGAUACGAACUGCGUUUAAGUUUGCGGACCAACUACUUGCCCCACUCUAGUCUGUCCACUGCAUGGGACACCAUACAGCGUACAUUCGGUUGCUGCGGUGUGGACAAUCAAGCUGACUGGCAUUUCAUUGCCGCAUGGCCGGAACUAGCUAUUGCCCCGGAUUCCUGCUGCAUACCGGAAGCUCGAAAUUUGCCUAAUUGUGGGAAAUCACUUAACUACAACCUAAUUUAUCCACGCGGGUGUUUCGAAGUUAUACGUGAUUAUGCCACGAGGAACAUGUACAUUUUUGCCAUUGCGGCUGUAUGUUUAGCCUUUGUUCAGCUUUUUGGUUUGGUAUCAGCUAUGGUGCUAUUUUGUGGUGGUCAUCUGGCUGAACACAGAAAGCUGAUAGUCAGGACCGAAGAACCGGAAGUCGUUGAAGUUGUCCAAACUGAACCGAAACCAAAGUACGUGGAGACUAAUCUCUGAAGCAGAAAUAUGGAUAGUGCAAAUUGCUUUCUUGUUUUUGUUGUCUCUCAAGUAUUUGUUUGUAAAAAAUGUUCGCCUUGAUUGAAAGUAUUUCCGCUUUUAGCGUUUUAUACUUUUAUCUCUUCGUGUGCAUCUCUCAAAGGAUCUGUUCUGUAUUAUUUAAUUUUGCGACAUGGUUAAGCAUCUAUCUUUGCUCCUUUUGCACUGGAAAAUUUGGGGAUAUAAAUGGUGUGAAAGUAAAUUCUGGAGUUACGAUUAAGGAAGCGGGAAUGCUUUUGAAUUUUUGAUAAAUGAAUUGCAGUGCAAUAAAUAAAGUUUGGCUACGA